GGAAUCAACCUUACCGAUCGCUAUGGCCACGCUAAUCAAGGCGAAUUGGCGUGCGCUUCUCGACUAAAGUGUCUAGGCGCUAGGGCAUUUAUUUGCUAAGCUACCUGAAUCUGUUAAGGCCCGAGUAAUAUUAUAUUAAUUAAUGCAGAUAUGAAGAACUUGAUCGUAGAAAGGGAGUUCUGCGCGUGUCUGGAAUCCACAGCGGAUGGCGCCGUCGCAAACUUCUGCGUUAGCGCCACUGAGUCGCGGCUAUAUGCACUGACAAUCAACGGCUAUGUCUUAUGCUUCGCAAAGGAUGAAACCUUGACGCCCCUUUGGCGCUACCCUCUAGACCCCGACCUUCUCCCGGCCGACAGCGUCGCAGUUGACAGCCAUGCGGACGGCCCUGGCAGCAGCCGCAGCAGCAGUUGGGUUGCCUCUUUCAGCCAUGUGCUGGAGCUGGACGCGCUGUGUAUCGCCACCCGGGGCGGGGCCAUCGCGCUGCUGCAUGUGGGCGAGGGCGAGGAGCCGCACCUGGAGCAGGUUGGCUGUGUGGACGACGGCCUGUCCUGCCUGGAGUGGAGUCCGGACGGGGAGCUGCUGGCGGCGCUCAGCGGGGCGGGUAACCUGCUGGUCAUGAACCAGGCCUGGGAGCUCCUGUACGAGGGCUGCGCGCUGGGGCCAGCAGCCGCCACCGCCUCCGCCCAGUUGGACCCCGCCCUGCGCUCGGCACUCUUCACCGACGGCCGCAUCAGCUGGCGGGGCGACGGCAAGUUCUUCUCGGUCGUGUGCCGGGACCUGCCACCUGCUGCUGCGGCUGCCUCCCCAGACACCUCUGCAGCAGCAGCAGCAGUGGCCGCCAGCCUGCCGCCCUACCGUGUGCGCAUCUGGGACCGCUCCUCCCUGGAGCUGCAUGCGGCGGGGGAGGCGGCGGAGGGGCUGCUGCCGCUGCCCGCGUGGCAGCCCAGCGG
Astrephomene gubernaculifera is the source of this 950-nucleotide messenger RNA. Lineage: Eukaryota; Viridiplantae; Chlorophyta; Chlorophyceae; Chlamydomonadales; Astrephomenaceae. The record is from the annotation of a GenBank genome assembly.